Molecule: messenger RNA, 6248 nt
Organism: Ochlerotatus camptorhynchus
Lineage: Eukaryota; Metazoa; Arthropoda; Insecta; Diptera; Culicidae
Exons: 7
Coding region: 246-4526 (1426 amino acids)
Cellular component (GO): nucleus
Source: RefSeq, a predicted model, not a curated record
GCCAUUACGAUUUUCGUUCCUUCGAGUCGCGGAUUGUUCGGUCGAGCUAAAAACCUAGCGAGCGAGUGUCGCGAGUGCUGUGUAAUAAAAUCAAAUAUCGGUACAGUAGUGGUGCAGAAAAAAAGGAAUAUGCAUAGCAGCAGCAGAAAAAACAGUGAAACAUCCAAUGGUGUGCAGCAGAAGUGCAAAAGUGCAAUGGAAUCGCAGAAAAUGCGACCCUAAAUAAUAAUCCGCUUCGACCCGCGAUGAAACCAGUGGAAAAGUGCGCUACGAUGAAGCCCGGCCCCGAUGGUGGCCAAAUAGUGUCGGACAGAGCGCUCUCAGUGGCGAAAAACGAGUGUAGUAAAUAUUGUACGCAGCAGCAGCAGCUGCAAAAGAAGGAAGAAAAGUUCACUGGCAGCAAUAAUAAUAGUGCUAGUGUUAUUGGUGGUGCAUCGAAGAUAGAACCCUGCACGGGAACGGAAGUGGCCGUGGCAGCGGAAGCUGCUAGUCGUAUUAAAACAACAAACUUAUCAUCGUCAUCCGCCGCGGUUGGUCCGAAUUUGGCCGCAAUAGAAACCACAACCAAACCAUCCAAGACGAUGGUAGUGGUGGUGGUGGAGGAGGAGACGGCGGCAUCGGCAGCGACGGCUGUGUCACAGAAGGGUGAGAAGGCGUCGAAAAAUCACGUAGACACUACUACUGGCAGCAGCGCCGCGAAAACGUCGUUCUCUAAAAAUAAUGAUAAAUGCGACACACCGGCGAAGGAUAUCAUCAUGUCGUCCCGUGCUGAUAAUGAACCAUCCCGGAGUCACAAGAAGAAAAAGAGCAAAGAUAAAGACCGAGAUCGCGACAAGGAGCACAAGAAACGUCGCCACUCGAGCGACCACAGCGCCACCGUCGGUGGCACCGGUAGCAGCUCGGGCAUCCACUCUACCAGCAGCUCCACCACCUCAAAGGACAAAUCAUCCAGCAAUUCGUCAAUCCAAAACAAGGAAAACCAACACCAUCUGCAACACAAAUCAGACAAACCGGAAAAAGUCACCCCCGCCCCGGUUGACUUCCCGGUCCAAAUUAAACAGGAACUGUCGAUUGAGAUCAAUUCCACCCAGCUACUGAACAGUGGCGCCGGUGGAGUUUCGGCACCGGCAGUCGCUGUUGCAGCUGCCGUAGCAGCCGGUACGCCAAUUUCCCCCAUAAAUCUACUGCUGAAUUUGGAACGAAGUAACAGUGAAAACAGCACGAUCAAGAAACAGGACGUGUUCAUCAAGAAGGAGUACAAGCCACUGAAACCGGAGAAAUCUCGGGACGAUGUCUCGAGGGCGUUGAACUUUAGCGAAGGCAAUGGUCCCGUCUGCACGAGCGCCAGCGCUAGCAGCAUCAGUAGUAGCAGCAGCAGCACCAGCAGUAACGGCAAUAGCACUAGUGCCACCGGCAGUACAACUAACUUAAAUAGUAAUAAGAAUACUAAUAUUUUGAUAAAAAUUGAGUCGCCCAAGAAUCUGGACGACAAAUCGGUCGUCGUGAAGAAGGAAAUUAUAACUGACGACGGAGCAGCGACUCCGGAGAAGCUGGUCAACGGAGGUACGAAUGUUGUUACUCCGACGGCGAUUCUCUCAAGUAGUAGUAUCUCAACGAUAUCAACGACGACGGUACCUAUCAAACAGGAACCUCCGCUGGAGAAGAGUACCUCCCAUGAGCACCAUGUUCACAAAUCUUCGUCCCAGCUUGGAAGCAGCGUCAGCAGCACUAAGCUCUCCAGUUCAUCCUCGUCCACUUCGGUGCACAAGAGUAGUAGUAGUAGCAGUAGCAGGGAGUGCUCACGCUGCUACAAACGAUCCAAGAUCAAGCGAGCUAAUAUCGGGAUUCAGUGCAAACGGGAAAAGGUGGAAUAUCCAUUGAGUAGUGUCGUGCCGGUGGAACCAUGCACGAGGAUAGGUACGAUUAGUCGGGACAUGAACUGCAACCGAAAGGGGCUCGAUCAUCUCAAGUAUGGCCGGUUCAUGCGGAUAGAGGUGCACCCGAAUGGAGGCGCCUCGGUGGUGCACAUGUACCAGGACGAGAUCAGUGUCCUGUCGGAGACCGAGAUGGAGGAACUGGUGAACGAGUUCUUCGAUGUUUGCUUCAACGAGGACGAGGAGGGGUUUGCCGACCACGUGAUGGGGAUCGUGCACAAUGCGGCCGACUAUCUGCCGGAUCUGUUGGAACACAUGGCUGAGAACUAUGCCAAUCUGACGGUGAAGGCGGGUGUUCUUGGUCGGAAUUCCGACAUCGAAACGUGCACGAUGUAUCAGUACAAUGACCAGGUUGUCAAAAACUACUCACACGGAACUGUCCGGUACGGUCCGCUACACCAAAUCAGUCUGGUGGGAAAGGUUCACGAAGAAGUCGGAGGCUAUUUCCCCGAUCUGUUGAAACGUCUCGAACAGAACCCAUUCCUCAAAAAGGCUAUGCCAUGGGGAGAGUUGUCAAUUGUACAGAUGGAUCCGCGAUUGUCGAACGAUGGUCCGAUUUUGUGGAUCCGGCCCGGCGAACAGCUGGUGCCAACGGCCGAAAUCAACAAGACGCCUCUCAAGCGGCAAAGGACUCGAAUCAACGAGCUCCGGAAUUUGCAAUAUUUACCCCGACUGUCGGAGGCCCGAGAAACCAUGAUCGAUGACCGCACCAAAGCGCACGCCGAUCACGUCGGACACGGUCACGAUCGGAUGACUACUGCUGCUGUUGGUGUCCUCAAGGCUGUCCGUUGUGGCAUACCGGACGAGUUGAAUCGUAUCACCAAGGAUGUGGUCGCAUUCGAUGCCCACUGUUUCCCGCAUUUGGUGGAAAAAUUGCAGCUGGAUUUGCAUGAGCCACCGAUUUCGCAGUGCGUCCAGUGGGUGGAAGAUGCCAAGCUGAACCAGCUCCGGCGCGAGGGUAUCAAGUACUCGCGGAUAUCGCUGUACGAUAAUGAUAUCUACUUCUUGCCGAGAAACAUCAUCCAUCAGUUCCGUACGGUGACGGCGGUGACCAGUAUAGCGUGGCAUCUACGACUGAAGCGGUACUAUCCGGACCAGGAAUUCGUCCAGGAAAUCGCCAAUGGGUACGAGGUUGAUCCACCGCAUUACAAGGAGAAGCAAACGAUCUUGCCGCAUCCAAUUUCGGCGGAAGAUACUAAGAAGAGCACUCCGGUCAAGCGAACGCAUGAUGGCAGACCAAAGAAAUCGGAGAAGAAGGAUUUGAGUGCAAUCCCACCAGCGGCGAUGGUACCGGCGGAAGCUUCGACUGCGACGGCGGCUCCGGCAGCAUCGACGGCGGUGGUGGCUACGGUUCCGGAAGUUGCGAUGCCAGUGGUGAAAGAAGACAAACCUGAGAUUAUCGCGAUAGAUGUUGAGAAGCAGGCCAUUGAAGCUAAGAUCGAUAUGAGGAAGCUGGUGAGGGAUGACAAACCAUUGAAAGUUCAGAAGAAGAGCAGCUCAAGCCAUAAGCACUCAUCGUCGUCGUCUACGUCUUCUCAUAAGCAUCACAGCAGCAGCGUGGGAAGCAGCAGCAGCAAGAAGGACAAGCAUCGUUCCAAUGGCGAACGAGAUAAGGACAAAGAUAAGGAGAAGCACCGUGAAAGGGAUAAGGAUCGGGAGAGGGAACGGGACAGGGAUAAGGAUCGACAUCGUCACCAUAAGUAUCAUUCCUCUUCGGGUAAGUUGUCCAGUUCUUCUUCGAAGCAUCAGUCGAGUGAGGAGCGGAAACGGAAGUUGUCUUCAUCGUCGUCGGAACGACAUCCGCACAGUGCUAGCAGCAGUCGGCGUGAAUCGACUUCAAGUGUGACGAAAGAGAAGGAGCAUGCAGUCGGUCUGGUACCGUCAGUUCCACCCAUGGCAGCUGAGAUCGAAAUCGAUAACAACGUUGAGGUUUCCAGCCAUGGCCAAGUCAUCUUGAUUGAUUCAACGCUCACGGAAGCACCAGCACUCAAUAGCAAUUACGAGUCUGUGAUAACUUGCAACGACGAGUCCAAGCUUACCGUCGCAAUGGAAACGACCAUCUCGGCUGAAGGUGAUGAGAUCAGCACCGAACCGUUGCUACUUUUGAAAUCGGAAGAGGAAAUCAUCACCACCACCAUCGUGGACGACGACCAGCACCUAAAUGCGGUUCCCGUCGAGCAGCACUGCGUAUCGAUCUCCCAUUCUUCCUCUCCAUUGGAAGUCCAGAAUCAUCCUCCGCCUCCUCCACCACCUCCACCGCCACCACCACCCGCCGAAGUAGCCCCACCGUUGCCGCCAUUACCACCCGCACCGCCGGCUCCCGAAACCCCUACAAAAGCAACGUACAACCACCACAGCAGCGUCGAACACCAUUCAGCAACGCCAAAGUUGAAGAAAAGUAUUCAUGUAUCAGUAGCAAGCACCAAUCACUCUAGUAGCAGCAGUGCUCAUCACUCGAAACAAUUGUCAUCAUCUGGUUCUUCGUCGGCGCGAACAGUCAGCACAACACCUUCCAAAAAGUCCAGUGACCUGCUAAGUUCCAUCAUGGCAAGUAUGGAGAGCACGCCGAAUCGUAAUGCAAGCAAUUUCUAAGCCCUCCCCUGUGCGACGUCUCGUUCGUCUGAAAGCUUACGUUUCGUCCCUUUUGCUAAGUUCUAUUUCGAUAUUCAGUGUUCCGUGUUUGACGUCCCACAAACUCGUAACCUUCAAUUUCUGUAUACAGUGUAUCGUUGUCCUGCUAGGAGAAAAGUUGUGCUAUACAUCACUUCAAAGUGUGUAAUAUGAUAAUGUUUAGGUAAUCAGUUAAGUUAAAAUUGGGCACGAAUUUUAUCAAUUUUUAGACACUCUUUCAAUGUUUGCGUGACAGUUAGCCAUACCAUUUGGAUAAAUCUAUCACGCCAACGUUCAAAGUGCAACAUUGUUUAUAACAUUUGUAGAUAUCUGUAAAUACAUUGGAUGUUAUGCACCAACUGCACAGCUUUUCUACCCGUGCGGAUACUGAAAGUACACAUACAAAAAUCACACACUGCCACCUACCUUCAAAUGGAUAUACACGCAAAAAAAAUCUAGUAAGCAAAUAAGGAAAACAAAAGUUCGGAAAACGUGCUCUCAUCUCUUAAUCAUUAACGAUCUCCCAUUUUUUUUAGGAACAAAGCAGCGAAAGAUACGCGCUUUUAAAUGCUUUGGCAACCUUUCCCUUGAGAAAGUUAUAACUAAAUGUGUAGGAAUAUGAGCCUAACGGACUCGUGUCACACAUUUACACGUAACACACACACACACACAUACAUAAACACGCAUUGUUGCACUUUUAGUGAGCUAGAAAAAGAAACAGAAAAAAAAUUAAACUCACAAAACAAAUGUAUGAAGCAAAUAAAAUACAACAUAUUUUAUCUCUUCUUCGAAAUGAAAAAAAAAAAUCAACACAACUAAGAAGCAGAGAUUGCUAAAAUUAAUGUUAAGACAAAAAAAUAUUAUAGUGGAUAAGUCCAAACAAAAACAUACAUAUAAAGUGAAUAAGUAGACUUUAAAUCCAGGAGCAUACAAUUCAAAACAACUGACUACGGAGAAUGUUACUUUCACCCCAAACAUAUUGACGAUCUGUUGAGCCGGCUAAUUAAUUUAACUAACGCCCCUUUUUAUUCCCCUGAGUAAAAUAAAACAAGCAAGAAGGUUUGGAGCGGCAAACACAAACAUCUUGAUAUCUCUACGUAUAAAUAGCAGUUACGAUGCUUGAUAGUUAUUAACCCCCUUUCCGGCGAUCAUUGUCGGUCGCGGUAAUCCGUAAGCUUUUGGUAAGUUAAAUUAUUUUUUAAAUAUACAUAGAUUUAUAUAUAGGUAUAUAUAUUAAACCUAGAUGCUGUUGAUCUACAAUAACUUAUUCGAUACGAUAUUUUUUUUUUUGGUCUCAAGUCCCCCGUUUAAGUCCUUUUUAAUAUUUCACACAAACACAUACACGCCCUCGUGCUAGUUACGCUGGUUUGUGUCAGCUGCGUAAUCUCGUCGAUUGGCUUUAGUUUCCUGAGAAUGUCUUGAAAUUCUAAUCGGCGACUGCAUCCUAAUUUUGCUGAAUCCCGUCUCUUGAGUCGCUCUACUGUUCACAAUGUUUAUUUCAAUGAAAAUUAUUUAUCCCCAGCAAGCCCCCACGUAGAGAUUAGCCUAUCGCGUCGUAUGUAUAUUUUAUUAUAUAUAGAAUGAGUAAGAAUUUAUCUCUAUCCACAAUCGAUUACACACACACAUCUGUAUAUUUUAAGAGAGUAAAUAAAAAACAAUAAAAUACUGUUUACGGUAUUUAAUGGUGUAAGACAAAAAUUUAAA